AUUCGAAGCAUUACGGUAAUUUAAUUAAACGAAUAGAUCAACUAUUAAUUUAAGUUAUUUAAAAUGUAAGUGUGACUUCGGUAGAUUAGUUAAAAAUCAUACUCAAGUUUCCGUUUAUCCCACCUGUCUUUUAAACGAAACUAACACCUUGUUUAACUAAUCAUGCAAUUCUAAUCACGGAAUUAAUUAAUUAAUUUUGUUCAAUUAGUUAAUCUGUAGUGUGAUCACGGGAGUUUUCAAAUAAAUAAUAUUUUAUCUGAUGAAUUCAUGUAAUGAAUUAAAAAUAUUUAUUACAUGAAGUAAUUAAUUUUCUAUUAAAUUGAAUGAAGAAACAGUUCGCUGAAGUCACCCAUUAAUCAUUUUAAGACAGAAGUAGUGUAAUAACCCCUGUAGAAAAAUCCACUGCUGCUCAUAUAGAAAAAGAAUAUCUCAUACUUUAAAAAUAAAACAAACGAAGUCAAUUGGAAAGUUCUUUGCAUUUUUUUGUCCGAAAAGAAAAGAAAAAAAAAGGUUCAUGAAAAGGUGAAUAAUCGCUAUAACUUUAGUUGCGCAUUCAAAUCCACACAUUCUUCUGUAAUUGUUGAACAUCGCAAUGUUUUGUUUGUAAGGAUUUUAUCUAUUAUAUUUUUGAUUUCUGCACAUAUUGUUUCUGUUUUUGGACAAGCAAAAUUUCAAGAUGAGCAUAUUCUCAGAAAAGGUACUGUUAGCUUUUUGUCUAACUUCAUCUUUAAAUACGUUCUUAUAAAACAACGUGUAUUACAAAUAUAUUCGAACUCAUGACCGCAGAUAAAGCAGUAUUUGUGGCAAUGCUCAUAUUUUAAUAAUUCGUUUUGUUUCAAUAGUGAAGAUUUUAUUCUGACGGCUAUUAUUCAACUUUUCACUUCCCUUUAAAAAAUAACAAUUACAUUGUUCCGCCUGUAAACUGCAAUAACAAACAUCAAAAAAAUUGAAUAUAUUUUAAGCAUUAAGCUUUUGGUGCUCAUCCAAACCAACUAUUUAUCCAGACCCAUCAUUAUGUUAAGCAAAUUCAUCAGUAAUGCACGCUUCAAUUUCCCAUUCACACACCUCAACGUCCUUCCAUUGAACGAUGUGUUUUUGCCGCUUCUCCAUAUACUCUGGCUAUUUGUCACAAACUUAUAUAUAAAUUCUGAUUGAGGAAAGAAAUAAAACUUUUUUCAAUAUUUUAACAAAUGCUAUGGUAUCAAAAGAUUCAACUGUUCCACCUAGAAACACAAAAAGUAACCAGUAAAAAAGACUGUACGCCCAAUAUUGAGGCUAACGAUCUUUCAUUGCUGGAGUGUACAUUACACAGUAAAUACAAAAAUAUGUACGAGAUCAUGUUAUUAAAAUAUUUUAUACUUUUAAUAUUCUUAACAACAAACAGGGUACACGGACAAACAGAUAGGCAGCUGGGUAUGAGAAGAACCAAAAACGGAACAACAGCUUUGUUUCGAAAAAUUGUUGCAAAUAGAAAACUGAACAUAACACCGAUUACAGGGUACAGUAAUUGCAGUUUCAGAGAUUGUGGGAAAUACUGUGUUUAUAACAUACCAUGUGAAUCCUUUAACUACAAGAGGUUGGCAGGAGAAUGUGAAUUGUUAUCUGUGGAUAGAAAUAGCAAACCAGAUAACAUUACUUUUAUAAAUGCAACUGGAUGGGCUUAUUAUGAUACUGGAUUUAACAUUCGCCACCCCAAUUGGAGACAUAAAUACUUGUACAACGUAUCAUGUCCAGUCAACAAAUGUGAUAAAUGCACAUGUCUUCAACCACCUGAAGAAAAAACACAUCAAUGUUAUUGUUACUCAAAAGAGGGAUUAAUCAAAUUAGACGCUGGUGAUUGGUGUUGGUACGCAAAUGGUUCAUGUUCUGCAAGAAAUGGAGACCCAAUUGUAAUUAAACCAUGUGAUCAAAACGACGAUGGGCAACAGUUUGUGUAUGAUGGACAAAGUGGAAAUAUCUUUCAUAAAUGUUCGCAAAAGAAAGUUUGCAUUUUUGACAAUAUUGUGCUUGUAAUCGAGACCUGUUCCAGCCCUUGGUAUAUCACUGACCCAUACGGUUUAUCUUCACCAUAUCGUUGUCCCUUUCCAAACGGUGGUUUGCUUAAGUCUGAUAAUGGUUUAAGCUUGGUCGAACACGUUUGUUUAAACCCAAAAGGAAUUCAUAGAUUUCAAAACGGAAUUGACGGAAGAAUUCAAGUAAAAAUGUUUCGUGGUAUAAGGGAUCUGACUGCAUUAACUUCAGGCAUUUUUCCUGAGAACCCUUUUUAUGGAAUUGCUUGGUUUAACCAAUUCCACGCACCGUCGUACUUUUCGGAAGCUGACAUGUUCGGACGGCAACUUAAAACAGUAUUUAUCCCUCCAGUAACUGGAUCAUAUAUCUUUUACAUGGAGGUCAACGAGCGAGGGACGUUGUAUAUAACACAUCCCAAGUCUCCACAGAAACUGAUUAUGACGAUUGCCAGAUACACGACCUCGAUAAAGAAAUCAGCUCCUGAGUAUUUAAUUGCCUUUAAGAAGUACGGUAUUGAAGUGCUAAUGUUUGAGUGGUCACAUACAGAUCGUGUUACAGUUGGUGUUGAAUUUCCCAACGGGCAAGUUGAUUAUCCACUAACAGAAAAAUACUUGUUGCCACCCUAUUAAAAUUAUUGUAUUGAAAUUAUGUUUCACAUAACAUUUUCUUAGUUUUAAUUUGUAUUUUGUCAUUUAGUAAACAUUUUAUGAACAAUUUAUCUCAUCGUAUGGCUAGUUUUCUGCAAAUGUCGAUGCAGUACCAUUGAGCUUACAGAUUCAGUAAUUCAGUCUACUGUAGAAAAAGCAUGCCUAAAUAAUGCGUAAAUUGCGUGUUUUAAACAUAUGCGAUAUAAACGUUUGAGAUUGGACGAUAUAUCACUUGAAUGGAAGCUGUACAGUUAUAAUAAUUUCUCGUGCUUCGAAAGACACGAAGUGAGUUUGUGUGAAUAAUACCAAAACUGAAACAUCCUUCCUAUUUUUGUUUUGUUUGUAAUGAAUUAUUAUUAUUAGCGUUGUUUAAUUUUUUUUUAUUAAUUACAAAUAAAUGCAGUUUGUUAUGGUAUGUAUAAAGGAUUUUUCAGGAUUUUUUUUCUUUUUAACGCAAUAAAAAAAGGCUUUCUUAACAUCCCAUUUUUUAGUUCGGUGGGCAAUAAACAUCAUAGCAUAUUUUAGCCUCAGGUGUCUGGACAAAAAUGCUGAACUCUCUUCUUCAGAGCAUUAUUAGUUCUGACAAAGGAACUUUAUAUAUGUAUCAAGAAAAGCCUCGAAAAAUCUGAUUAAAUUGAUGAUACUGUUUGCAAAAAUUUAUUCCCUUAAGGUAUAAAUACAUUUUUUUAACACUGGCACAAUAUUUGCGGAACGGAAGCUCCAUCAAAUCGAUAUGUAUGUUUAUUUCUAAAAAAAAUCGCUUCCUUGUAUUGUAACUUUUUAUUCAAUGAAGAGCUUGCAAAGCAAGAGCAGGGACUA
Messenger RNA from Hydractinia symbiolongicarpus, 3476 nucleotides. RefSeq lists its product as uncharacterized. The transcript has 5 exons. The coding region runs from base 1191 to 2639 and encodes 482 amino acids. Lineage: Eukaryota; Metazoa; Cnidaria; Hydrozoa; Anthoathecata; Hydractiniidae. The record is from RefSeq and is a predicted model, not a curated record.